CAAGCAUUUACACAACACAGCUGGGAGAAUCAAAUGGUGGUCUUGCACUGCACUGGCAACAGGGCUCACAGUUCGACAUCUUUCUCAGCUGCUGUCUUUCCUUCAUAAUACGUCCAGUGUGAAUUGUGGAUGUGGAUUGACUGAAGGACUUCUGUUAUUGGGAACAAGGGAGGCAGAUUGGAAAGCUGGUGGGAAGAGAGACCUGUCCUCGCACUCUUUGCAGGCGACAGGAUCAGCAGCUUAUACAAAAUGCUGGUCAGCAUAGCUAAGUGCAACAUACACCAACGGGGCUCAUCCGUUUGCAUUGAGCUUGCUUAUCUGUGAUGCGCUGCCACAGAUUGAACCAAGGAAACAAAAGGUGAAAUAUAUCUGAGUACUCUAAGCGCAGUGUGACAGCCUGUAUAGUCCAAGUUCAGAUUCUAGAAUGUAGGAUGUAGAGUUUUGCCUAUUCUUGACCCGCACACGCUGCUCAGAAUUGAAAAUAUGGCGGAGGAAGAAGCGCGGUCCUCAAUGCUGGCAGCAGCCAUUGAUGAGGAAGGCCACUACUUUGACUUCAUAUCAUUUUACAGAAAGGUGGAGUUCUGCGACCGAAGGUUACGGCUGGAGAUUCUGACUGAGGGCAAGAAAGAACUGGAGGCUUCAGAUGCUGCGACGAGCGUGGGACCGCCUGGAGUGGCUGCGUCGGGGGCGGGCGCAAGCGAAGAGAUUCCCAUCAGUUCGAUCGUGCUCGCUGCCAAGAGCCGCGUGCUUCGGACGAUGCUGUCCAACGGGAUGAAAGAAUCGGACGCAAGCGCGCCUGUGGUGCUCAAGGUCACUGAAGAGGAAAAAAUGGCUUUCAAGGAGAUGCUCCACUUCCUCUACGCCGGCAGCCUGUCCACCCGGUUCCUUGACCGGGCCACCGAUGUGCGCGAACUUGUGGGGCUGCUUCUUGUGGGCGACAAGUUCGAAGUCCCUUCUCUGAUUGGAGCAGUCCUCAAGUGUUUAGACCAACGGAUGCUCAGCAUUCCAGAAUGCGCGCUGCUUGCAAACCACAUGCCACAGUCGCUUUUGCAACUCCCUCAGGUGUGAAAAGUGGUCGAUGAGGCGCGCGCGCUCAUUGUGAAAAUGUUCAGGGACGUUAGCAAUAAGUGGGGUACGGAAGCGUUUCUGCGCAUAGAUCUAGAGGUGGUUGAGAUCUUGUUGCGGUCCGAGGAGCUUGAAGCUGACUCCGAAGAGGAGAUUCUUCAAAGGCUGUUGGCUUGGGUUGGAGAACAGUACGAGUCUCUGGAAGAAAGAUGUCGUGUGGUGAGCCAGCUGUCACCGCUGAUUAGGUUCUUGUGUCUGAGAGGGGAGUAUUUGGAGGAGUUACUUUCUGUUCCAGAGAUGCAAGCAAAAGCCACGGAAACGCUGAUCAACGACGCUCUUCGGUUCCGAGCCUACUCUGAUGAGAGAAGACUCGAAAUGCGAGGAGAACGAACUCGUGAGAGAAAGGGCGUUCGAGACGUUACUUUGGAGAUUGUGGAGAACUUCGUGUUGGACGAAGAGGGGACCGCUCGAAUUUCACCCGCUGCUGUCUGGUUUGGGAGGAAGUGGCGCAUUUCUUUGAAGCGAUGCGGCCGAAAGGGCCAGGCAACUGUAGAUCUUAUUCUUUCUUCCGAGAUUAUCAAUGCAUUGCUUACAUCGCUUGAAGACUGCCGGGAUUUACUCAAAACAGAGAGAGUUCGGUACGCUUUCUAUGUGAGGUUUUGGCCAGAGGGCUACUGGAAGUUGCUGUACGAACAUACCUAUAAAUAUGGUGCUAGUGGUAGCAGAGGUAAACGUGACGUUCUUGGCGCGUCUUGGGACGAAGUCAGGACAUCGUCUAUAUACUUAGCCUCUAACGGUACUCUAAACAUUAAGCUCUUGGCCCGUCGAUAUCGAGAGUAGCGCCUCUUGGAAGCAACUGGUUCGAUUGACAUUUGAAGAGGUUUUCCUUGACAUUGCAAUUUCUGUUCAGCGUUUUUGAAUCAGUCGCGUAUAGUCCAG
Molecule: messenger RNA, 2004 nt
Organism: Klebsormidium nitens
Lineage: Eukaryota; Viridiplantae; Streptophyta; Klebsormidiophyceae; Klebsormidiales; Klebsormidiaceae
Source: the annotation of a GenBank genome assembly